Molecule: messenger RNA, 698 nt
Organism: Cannabis sativa
Lineage: Eukaryota; Viridiplantae; Streptophyta; Magnoliopsida; Rosales; Cannabaceae
Exons: 2
Coding region: 95-589 (164 amino acids)
Molecular function (GO): zinc ion binding
Source: RefSeq, a predicted model, not a curated record
AAAAAAACCCUAAAUUAAAAUCCCUCACCUGCACGACUGAACCGACCUCCCCCGUUCUUCCCUUCCCUUCAUUCAGCCACAGUCGAAGAAGAAAAUGAAGAGGGUUUCGCAUCCGAAGUGCUCUUGUGCACAACCUGUAGUGAUCAAAACCUCGUGGACAGAUGCAAACCCAGGAAGGAGAUUCGGGAUGUGUCGACGUUAUAGGCUGGUUGGUGGUUGUUAUUUUUGGGAGUGGAUCGACCCACCAAUGUGUGAAAGGGCAUCGGAGGUGGUUCCUGGGCUGCUGCGUAAAAUUAGAAGGCUUGAGGGAGAAAUUUCAGACAUUUCAACAUCAAAUGUUGAUGCAUAUAAUUAUCUGAACAGUGUGGAAAAUAACUGUGAGCAAUCUUCAAUACUGAAGGCCUUGAACAAGGGGGUUCAGGUUGAUGAGCACUCAUUGGUUAACAGUAUGGGAAAGACUGCUUGCAUGGAGAGUUUCAAUGGAAGUAGCAGUACAAGUGUUGAAGACCCAAAAGAGAAGAUUUGCACCAGUGGAAUCUUAGUCAUAAGUGUUGUUGUUGCCAUUGUUCUGUUUUGGUUAAUGUUCUGAAUGUUGUUUAAUGUAUGGAAAUAUUGUUAGGCAAAACCACCUUAACUUUUAUAUUUGUAACAGUUAACCCCAAAAUGUAAUGUUUUUAAGGAUAAUGUUGGAAUGUUAU